AUGCAAACAGCGACGCAUAAAAGGCCAGAUUCCCCCUUUCGAUAUCAGUACGGCUCGGCAGAACAGCGCACCCAGCUUCUUCAAGCCUUGGACGCGAUUCCCGUUGACGAAAAUGGUGGCAAUGCUUUUGCCAACUGCUUCAAAUGGAACGACGCGGCCUGGCUUGAGGAAGCCAUCGACCCUGUGGCAACAGUGGUUCCACUUACUCCGUCCGAGCGCCUCGCGGCAAUGCUGAUCACAGCGCUUGAAAGGCCCUCCGGGUUCGGUGGCCGUCUGCAGCAGAUGGGCUUCGUAUUCGGCAAACUUCCACAGCGUCUGGGUCGGAGCCGGGCACUUGACGCUGCAGUCAACUGUUUCUUGUACUCUUUUACUGCCGUCUCUACGGGUCAGUCGCGCAACCAGUCCCUGGAGCUGGCCCGCUACUGUACGGCCAUCUCUGCGCUUCGACAAGAGCUGGCCCCGUACGACGGCGAUGGUUUACUCUCCACGCCGUCCGAAACACUCUGUGCGUCGCUGCUCCUCGCGCAGUACGAGAUCCUCAAGCCUGGCCCGGCUUACUCGUUCGUUACGCUCUCGGGCGGCGUCUGUGCGAUCCUCAGGGGCUGUGGCCCCAGCCGCGCGCAGGCGUCGGAGUUUGAAGCCGCAAUCUUUAUGACGCAGUAUCCCACCAUCAUCACGCAGUGCAUGCUGCGCGGCGAGGAGUGCUUUCUCUCUGGCUUGGAGUGGGCCAACGCGAUGCGCAGGACUGGCGGUGCAGACUCCGAGAGCCCUCUCACGGCGGAGCUAUGGACGGUCCUUGCCAAGCUGCCUGGAUUACUGGUGCGUGCUAAAGGCUUAGACCCAGUUUCACCGUCCUCGGCCUCAUCGUCUCUAUAUGCAGAGCUGCUAUCCCAAAUAUACAAGGUCCGCGCCUCGAUCGUCAUUCAGUCCGAGACUGUCACGCGCAACCUCUCCACACCGGGCGUCUAUGCCACCUACCCUCGGGCCUACAGGGGUACGUACCCUGCUUCAAGCUUCCACCCGGGGAACAAGCUCGAAUCGCUGCAGCCGGCGCGGUACAUCAAACAAGCCACGUUCUAUCACGGCUGCGUCAUCCUGAUCAAUACCGUGCUCCAAAACUUCCUCUCAACUCCCAACCCCGCCCUCGCCCUGCAAACCGCGCAGUCGGCAACAUACAUCCUGGAGACGCUCGACUUCGCGGCGUCGACCAAGCCCUUUGGUUCGUUCUACAUGACCUUCGUGGGGCCACUGUGCUACGGCGUGCUCGCCGAUCCCCUCCAGAAGGAGAUUCUGCUUACUGGAAUGAAAUGUAUCUUUGACGACGUCGGCAUCUUCUGGACGCACCUGUCGAUGCAGGAGGUCUUUUACGCACUGACUGAAGGUGGUUGGCGGACUCAAGUGGUCUUGACGGCAACGAGAUGA
Molecule: messenger RNA, 1422 nt
Organism: Fonsecaea erecta
Lineage: Eukaryota; Fungi; Ascomycota; Eurotiomycetes; Chaetothyriales; Herpotrichiellaceae
Exons: 2
Coding region: 1-1422 (473 amino acids)
Source: RefSeq, a predicted model, not a curated record